Pseudovirgaria hyperparasitica is the source of this 2053-nucleotide messenger RNA. Its product is annotated as MFS transporter-like protein. Gene Ontology annotation, biological process: transmembrane transport. NCBI's taxonomy places the organism in Eukaryota, Fungi, Ascomycota, Dothideomycetes, Acrospermales, Acrospermaceae. Bases 155 to 1939 code for a protein of 594 amino acids. Gene Ontology annotation, molecular function: transmembrane transporter activity. The transcript has 3 exons. The record is from RefSeq and is a predicted model, not a curated record.
GCCCUAAUUACUUUAGUAUUUAUAUAGAUAUCUCUAUUAUCUCUCGCGAUUCGACACGCGUAUAAGAUCGACCGUCAUAUAACAGAUACCACGACGUUUGGCGAGUGUCCCUCCGACCUGUGAACCGGCUACUGGACAUAUUAUCCGAGUAACGAUGGGCCUUGGUAUCCUAGAAGAUGAACAUCUCGCUCACGUACCAGGAACGGUAAAUCUUACUCAGACUUCAGAGACAUCGGCGACCGAACCAGAUACUAAGUUGAAGUACGACAAAACCGGGACUAUCAUACUCGUUCCACAACCUUCAGAUGAUCACAACGACCCGCUGAAUUGGCCUCUUUGGAAGCGCGACGUAUACCUUCUUACACUCUCUCUCCUCGCGGUCAUCGCAUCGACUUUGUCGUCUCUUCUCGCAGCGAACACUUUAACACUAUCUCUUUACUUCGGGCGCACUUUCACUGACGUGGCUCUUCUCACGGGAUAUCAUCUUUUAGGGGUUGGUAUCGCCGGUUUCCUCUUCGUUCCCUCCGCUCGUGUCUGGGGCAAGCGCCACUGCUACAUCAUCGGUACCAUUUGCCUUAUAUUCAGCUCUGCGUGGGCUGGUAGUACAAAAAACUGUGGCGGGCAAGGGAAUGACCAAUUCUGUUAUGACGGCACCUAUUACACCAGUCUGACCUGGGCAAGAGUGUUCCAAGGAGUUGGCCUCGCACCGUUCGAGGCAUUGGUUAAUGCUAGCGUUGGAGAUCUUUAUUUCGUGCACGAGCGCGGGUUGCGUAUGGCUGUCACCAACCUCGCACUCUUCGGGGGUGCAUUCUGUACUCCGAUAAUCGUGGGGAAGAUGACUGCAACGUUGGGAUGGGAUUGGCCUUUCUACUUUGUCGCGAUCCUCUGCGGUGCAUUGUUCCCAGUGGUCAUCUUCUUCCUUCCUGAGACGUCAUAUCGCAGAGACGAUAACUUGAAUACCGAUAUAGGAGCUAGCGAAGAUCAUCGGAAUCAGGAUCCUACGUCCUAUGUGUCCACAAACAAGACGCUUAACAUUCCUAACGAUGGCAAUGGUAAUGACAGUAUAGCGGGGCAUCGUCAUGAGAGCGCAUCCGCUGCACCAGUCGAACGUACAUACUGGCGGUCUCUCACGCCCUUCAAUGGACGGAAGACAAAUGAAGGAUAUCUACGCUUGCUUCUGCGACCAUUUCCGCUGUUCUUCCAUCCUGGCGUUGCCUGGGCCUACCUCAUUCAAGGGGUAAUGAUUGGCUGGACUGUCAUGAUCGGGGUGGUACUAGCAGCAAUCAUGCUUGGCCCACCGCUAUAUUUUGAUGAAGUUGAGACUGGAUAUCUCUACGCCGGGGCUUUCAUAGGAGCCGUGGUCGGAUUCUUCUUCUCCGGUAUCCUGGCAGACUAUAGCGUGAAGCUCAUGACCAAAUGGAACCGGGGUGUUUACGAGCCCGAAUUUCGCAUGGUACUUGUCAUUCCACAGACGGUUUGUGGGGUCGUUGGAUUGCUCUGCUUUGGCUGGACUAGCAACAACACAUUCCGGUACGGGUGGUUCCCAUCCUGUUUCUUCUUCGGCAUGCAGGUCGCCGGUAUGGUUUUUGGUGCGGUAUCAUCAUCGUUAUACAUUGUCGAUGCGCAUCGUGAUAUCGCCAUCGAAGCAUUUACAUGUCUAUUGGUGUUCAAGAACAUAUUCUCCUUCGGUUUGACCUACGACUCAUACAACUGGCUCGUUCAAAGUGGGCAGGAGGGGAUUUGGAAAGUCUUCCGCAUUAUUGGUGGAGUUCAAAUUGCGGUUUGCGCUCUGACGAUUCCAAUAUAUGUAUUGGGCAAAAGGAACAGGAGUUUCUGGGCGAGGCAUCCGGUGUUCUUUCAGGCUUCGGAUGCUAUAGCGGAUCUACCUAAGAAGUUCUUUCGAACGAUAUUCAAGAACGAGCCUAGGAAUAUUUUAUAAACCUAACCUCUACUAUAUCUAAUAAAUUUCUAUAAGGUAAUUUUCUUAUUAGAAAUAGCUUAAUAUUAGUAAUUAACUCUACUAAUAAUAUCUACUUAUAUAUAUAAAUACUCU